Messenger RNA from Solanum dulcamara, 1335 nucleotides. RefSeq lists its product as uncharacterized. Bases 193 to 756 code for a protein of 187 amino acids. The transcript has a single exon. The record is from RefSeq and is a predicted model, not a curated record. Lineage: Eukaryota; Viridiplantae; Streptophyta; Magnoliopsida; Solanales; Solanaceae.
AAGCAUCCACAAAAAGAAAGCAAAAAAGUUAAAAUGAAAAUCUAUCAUUUUUAUCCAAAAAGGUAGAAAAAAAGUAAAAAAAACUGCACUUAUAAUUUAUAGAUAAAGAGACUUCUCUUCCCUUCUCUACAUUCUUUCCCUUCUUCUUCCUCCAAAAAAAAACCUCAAGAAAAAUCAUCAUUUUUAUCCACCAUGAGAAAUGCAAUUAGAUGUUGCAUAGCUUGUAUUCUUCCAUGUGGUGCACUUGAUGUCAUUAGAAUUGUUCAUUCUAAUGGUAAAGUUGAAGAAAUUAGUGAUUCUCAUAUAAAAGCCUCACAAAUUAUGAAACUUCAUCCCAAACACAUCUUAAAAAAACCAACAUAUUCAUAUUCAUCAUCAAAUGAUCAAGAAAUUUCUAGUCCAAAAAUUGUUAUAGUCCCUCCUGAUGCUGAGCUACAACGCGGCAAGAUUUACUUCCUCAUGCCAAUGCCAUCAUCGUGCUCUUCCUCCUCCUCAUCUUCUUCUUCUUCUUCUAUUCCUCGUGAAAAGUCAAGAACUCGUUCUAGAUCAUCCACGAGGAAUAAGAAGAUGAGGCAGGUUACAUCAGAGGGACGUGAAAAUGAGUACAAUGCUAACCUAUUGAAUAUUUCUGAUGAUCAAUAUCUAAGCGAUAUUUUAUCGGAAAAAAUGUCCACACAAAGGGAUAAAAGAAGAGGAAGAGUUGGAGUAUGGAGACCUCAUCUAGAAAGCAUCUCUGAGAUUGCCACUGAAUCAUGAUGAAAGUGCACGCUUUAUUUAUCUCUUUAUUUUCGAGAAAAGGUUCAAAUUUAUCUUAUACUGAACGGAAUAUUUUAAUUUUACGUUUCAUUAUACUUUAGGAUCAUCCACAUGGGCGGAGGUACUCUUGCCCGGGUGUAUUCAUCGAAAAAUUACAUUAAAUAUAUAGGUUAAAAUUUGAUUUAGUAAAUAUAUAUAAAUAUUGAUACCUCUUAACACAAAUUGACAGUUUAGUGUAGUGGCUAAAUAGUUGUAAAAGUUAAUUGUGUGUUUUAUCCCUUGCUAGCAACAUUUAUUUUUUUACUUUAUAUAUAAACACCUCUUGACGAAUUUCUUGGCUCCAUCACUGAUCAUCCAUAUUGCCUCGAUAGUUAGCUUAUGAAUUUGUAUUUGCUCUUGAUUUUAACUGAUCUUCAACAUGGUAGAUUUCAGUGUCAAUUGCUACUUUGGAGACAAAAACAAUAAUUAAAUUUACCUCUUUAGCGUUGACUAUGGUAUAAAAUUAUAUACUUUAUGUUGGAACUCUAUUUGGGUCAGGGGUGAAUAUAAAAAAUUGUGCUUCAAAUAUUUUGUAUAGGU